AUGGAAUAUCUUGGACGUCGAUAUUAUAAACUUACUCGAAUCUUUACGUUGCCGUUCGGUCUGUGGCCGUUCAACGAUUCAUUCGCGAAGCCAAUACAAGCGUUUUUUUGUGUCUCUUUGCUCUUAUCUGCGAUAUUGGUUCAGGUUAUAAGAUUGUUUACAAUGGAGUACGAUCUCGUACUUAUAUUGACCGACGUGUCGUUCAUCAUUCCUUUCUCGGUUUAUCUCUUAAAAUACAACACGUUGUACAUAAAUUCUCGAAAGAUCAGGAAUAUCAUCAAAAUCAUAGAGAACAAUUGGAACAAAUUGAAAGACGAACGAGAAGUGGAGAUAGUGCGGAAGCACGCGAACGACGGAAAAAAAUUUAUGUAUUUCUUCGCGGGCUUGGCGUAUCCUGGAGUGGUUUGUUUUCUUGUAAUAGAGUUCUCGGCAGAUAUUCUCGAUUUUGUGGCGCCGCUUAACGAAUCUCGUCCGCGAAAUAUCCUAUUUGUAACCGAGUAUUUUGUCGAUCAGCAAAGAUACUUCUAUCUGAUAGUGUGUCAUAUGACUUUGGCUGCCACUAUAGGACUCGUGAGUGUCAUAACCGACGAGACGUUCUUCUUCGCGUAUAUUCAUUACAUCUGCGGGAUAUUUGAAGUCGUUGGGUAUAGAAUACAACAUUCGUUGAAUUGUGUGUCCGCGGCAAACAAGGAAAAGAUCAUUCGCAUGAAUAUAAUUGACGCUAUAGAAAGUCACAAAAAAAUCAUCGAGCUCUUUGAGUACGUGAUGGAAGCACACAAGCAAUCUUACUUUGUAUUAAUGAUUCUCGGCGUAGCUUCUUUGAGUGUUAAUUUAUUACGUUUUUUUCAAACUUUAACAAUAUCGGAUCAAAGAAAACAGUUAGUAAUUUAUAUGCUGUUUAUUAUCGGUCAUUUUUAUUAUAUGUUUAUACUGCAGUACAUGGGACAGAAAAUCACAAAUAGCAGCAUACAAGUUCACGUAAAAGCAUACGAUACGCAAUGGUACGCGGCGCCCGUGCAAAUACAAAAAUUGCUGUUGUUUAUAAUGCAAAGGAGCAUGAAAUCCUGCAAGUUUUUUUUGGGCUAUAUUUUUCCUGUGUCGCUGGAACACUUUACCACGCUCGCGAGCACGUCGGUAUCUUACUUUACAAUAAUUUACUCUGUGCAAGAGUGA
Molecule: messenger RNA, 1173 nt
Organism: Pseudomyrmex gracilis
Lineage: Eukaryota; Metazoa; Arthropoda; Insecta; Hymenoptera; Formicidae
Product: odorant receptor Or2-like
Exons: 9
Coding region: 1-1173 (390 amino acids)
Biological process (GO): sensory perception of smell; detection of chemical stimulus involved in sensory perception of smell
Cellular component (GO): plasma membrane
Molecular function (GO): odorant binding; olfactory receptor activity
Source: RefSeq, a predicted model, not a curated record